AUUAAAAAAGUUUUAUAUAUGUAUAUUUACACUAAAUCAGUACCUCAUGAAAAUGUUCUGCUGACAUUCUUAAACCCACGCAAUUUUGAUUAGUUGUUGCAAACUAAAUAUUAUCCUAUUCUGACUUUUUGAUAUGACACGAGUAUGGCAUCAUGUUCGUCUGUUUUUUUUUUUUAUAAAUUUCCAUUUAAUUCUGAGCUCCACUUCUCUGUGUUGCAAAUGUAAAAUGGGAAAGCUAAAUCUAUGACAUUGUUUUUACGUUUUAUGGAGUGAUAUCAUUUUUGCACAGUUCUUGUUUUUCAAGAAAUUUGACUUCCUCUGUGAGUACAAUGAUGAUUUGAAUAUAACUACCUAGACUUAUGUUAUUUUUACUCAGAUUUGGUCUCGUUCAAACAGUUUGUUCUUUCUCAAAGUUUUAUGAAGACAGUGAUGAAUAAAAGCUCAUAUCUGAGGAAAAAAAGCAUAAAAAGCCUAUUUUGGCCGCCCUUGACGAACAGACUACAUUACCCAGAAUCCUCAGCUCAAAACAGACAACACCAGCGGCACAUGUUUUAUCAUGGCGGCCCCCGCUAAAAAGGUGGUUGGUGUGUCUGACGAUUCCAGCAGCAGUGACGACGAAGCGCUUAAAAGAUGUCAGGAGGCAGUUUGGGAGACACGAACCGACAAGAAGAAAGAUGGGAACAGCAAUGUGCAACAGUCAAAGCGUGUUGUUGUCGCUGACCAUGAACAUGAUGGCAACGAGCUCCAGGUCACCCAAGGGUUUCGAACACACGUAGCUAAAAAGUUGGGACAUCUUCUUGACAGUUGUAUUACAGUGAUUCAGGACGAAACCUCAUCCUCAUGUGUGACAUCAGCAAAAUGUGAUGAUGAUGAAGGUAAAGAUUCUUUUUAUUUUGGUACUUGCUACUUUUAUGGGGAUUCUGCUAUCUUCUCUUUAAAUCCACGUUCCCCUCCCCACCCCCCCUUUUUAGGAUUUCGUCUGUUUUCUACAUCAGUCCCAGGACAGACAGCUGAUGAUCCUCCAGCUCCUGUGAGGCGCCGGCCUAUUCCCAGUUCAAGUGACAGCGACAGUGAGAUGGAGACGAGGCUGAGGGAGGCAGCGGUGUCCGUCAAAGACCUCUUACCCUCAUCGUCACUUCCCUCUACACUCUCAACUCCCUCAGCAGAAAAAAUAAAAACAAAGCAAAAGAAGAAACUGGCAGAGGGAGAGGAGAGCCAUGUUGUUAAGAAGAAGAGGAAACAGAAAAAAGGAGAGAGUGACUCUGCAGGUUCUCCUCUCAGUGCUCAAAGCAAUGGUGAGCACAGGAGUUCAGAGCAGGAACACAUGCAAGUCAAAGGAAAAAGGAAGAAGCGAGAAUUGAACACAGAGGAAAAAGCUUUGAAUUGAAUUUCUUAUGACUAAUCUUUCACUGUUUGUAUGUUUUUCAGUCUGUCACAAGCUUGAAAUGAUUAAAAGGUAACAUAUUUUCCAAAACAUUGAGUAUAUUUUAGGAAGCCAUGUGUUUCAGAACAUGUAGCACAUACAUGAGUACAAGUGAAAACUUUUUCAUGAAAUAUCUUUUCAUAUCAUUGCUCAUGGUUAUUCUUGAAAUAGUCUUUGCUUUCUCAUGAAAGAUACUCAUUAAGAGUGUGAAAAACAAGCCAGUGACAUAAAAAAAUAUGCAGAGAACGUGCGGUUUACAAGAUUCAACUAAAUGUACAAUUUGUGAGUAUUUUAAUAAAAAUACAUUUUGUUGUUGAUUUUCA
This is a messenger RNA of Siniperca chuatsi (mandarin fish), 1746 nucleotides long. RefSeq names its product linkage group 5 C12orf43 homolog (gene lg5h12orf43). Gene Ontology annotation, biological process: Spemann organizer formation; negative regulation of Wnt signaling pathway; Wnt signaling pathway. NCBI's taxonomy places the organism in Eukaryota, Metazoa, Chordata, Actinopteri, Centrarchiformes, Sinipercidae. The record is from RefSeq and is a predicted model, not a curated record. Bases 557 to 1387 code for a protein of 276 amino acids. The transcript has 5 exons.